CCUCUUCUUUCUCCUUCUCAAGCAAGCUUUUCAAAUCAGAACGAUAACAACCAGAGAAACACAAAACGGAAACAGAUGGACACCACUGAAACGAUAUCGUGUGGAGAAAAUAAUCCAAAGCCAUGGCAAUCUUAUCAUACUGUCUACACUAACGCUAAAGCUGGAAUGGAGGGAGUGGAUAAAGAGAAAGUGCAAAGAAUUGUAUAUGAGAUGAGCAAAGGAUCAAAGUAUUUUGAGAAUGAGGAAAGGAAGGAAAAUUAUAUGAGACAAAAAAUUGAAAACAUGCGAGCGGAGUGCGCGAAGCUCACACCUGCGGAUUUAUCUCAUUACCAGAUGGUAGCUGAUAAAAGAAUUUUAGAGCUAGAAGAUACACGUGAUCUUUCAAGGGUUUGGGUACAUGUAGAUAUGGAUGCUUUUUAUGCAGCUGUUGAAACAUUAAGCAAUCCUUUGUUAGAGGGAAAGCCAAUGGCUGUUGGUAGCUUGUCUAUGAUCUCCACUGCUAACUACGAGGCACGGAGAUUUGGAGUUAGGGCUGCAAUGCCGGGUUUUAUUGCAUGCAAAUUAUGUCCAGAGUUAAUUUUUGUUCCCACAGACUUCAAGAAGUAUACUCAUUACAGUGAUUUAACAAGAAAAGGUUGGUUGAUAUGUUUCUUAUGCAUAUUUCAUGAUGCAAAUUAUAAUCAUAUGCAUAUCCUUGACAUGCAUAUACUUUCUUUUGUAGUUUUCCAGAAAUAUGAUCCCCAUUUUAUGGCUGCUAGUUUGGAUGAAGCAUAUCUUGAUAUUACUGAUGUCUGCAGAGAAAGGGGUGUUACUGGUCGAGAAAUUGCCGAAGAGCUCAGAACUGGUGUAUAUCAAGAGACUGGUCUAACAUGCAGUGCUGGGGUGGCCCCAAAUCGCUUACUUGCGAAGGUCUGCUCAGAUAUAAAUAAGCCAAAUGGACAGUUUGUGUUACCAAAUGAUCGGACAGCAGUCAUGACUUUUAUAUCCUCACUUCCUAUACGAAAGAUUGGAGGCAUUGGAAAGGUCACUGAACAUAUUCUGAGGGAUGUUUUAGGAAUAAAAACAUGUCAGGAGAUGCUGCAGAAGGGUGGACUCCUCUGUGCAUUAUUUUCUCACUCAACAGCAGACUUUUUUCUCUCUGUGGGACUGGGACUUGGGAGGACAGAUACCCCUCAAGUCAAGUUACGGAAAAGUAUUAGUAGUGAGAGAACGUUUUCUGCUACAGAUGAUGAGGCACUUCUUUAUCGGAAAUUAGCUGAUAUUUCGGAGAUGCUAUAUUCUGACAUGCAAAAAGAAGGACUUCGUGGUCGGACAUUGACUCUCAAAUUGAAAACUGCAUCCUUUGAGGUUCGAAGCAGAGCUGUGACUUUGCAAAAAUAUAUUUGUUCAAGUGAAGACAUAUUGAAAUAUGCUUCAAAGCUGCUAAAGGCUGAACUUCCUAUCUCUUUAAGACUGAUAGGCUUGAGGGUGUCUCAUUUCAAUGAAGACAAGGACCGCGCUCCAUCUGACCCAACACAAAAAACUCUCUUGAACUAUGUUGUAUCAGGAGAUGCAUCUAAGAAAAAUGUGGGUGGUCAAAGCUCCUCAGACUCAGAUUGUAGUGUUCAGCCCUUCAUGGAUGACAUGGAAACUGCCUUUUCUACUGACAGCUAUGAAAUUCACCAUUCUGAAAUUAGAAAUCCAUUAGACUGCAAGAUUGUACAGGAUUUGGACAAUCAUCAUUGCACAGUCAGCAGUAACUUUGAAGCCGAGGAACUUCACAAAUCUUUAAGCAAGAAUGCUGCAGAGAAUGUAAAUACUACAGAUAAAGUAGGGAGUAACUUAGAUGAAACUGAAGUGCCAGAAGUGAAGGAUGUAGACUCUUCUUUGCCUCAGCAGCUUGACAGGAGUAAUCCAGACGUGAUAAACAAGGAGGUCAUAGCUGGCAGCGAGGCACAAGAUGAAUUAGUUUGGAUUGAUGACUACAAAUGUUCAUUCUGUGGAAUCGAAAUGCCAUCAGAUUUUGUCGAGGAAAGACAAGAACACUAUGAUUUUCAUCUUGCGGAGAGGCUUCAGAAGGAGGAAUCUAGCAUCAACUUGAGAACUUCUACACAAAGGCAAAGGGUUGUAAAGGCCGCCCGAAUCUCCAGCCAGAGCACACGUAAGAAGCACAAACCAUCUCCAAAAGAGAGCAGUCAUCUUUCAAUUGAUAUGUUCUUUGUCAAAAGCAAUCGAAAUUUCUAGGGACUCAGCCUUGUAUCUUUUGUUAGUCCUGUACGUAGAUUAUAAAUCUGUAUAGCAUAAAAAACAUCAUAUUUAUCCAAAGAUUACAUUUACCAAUUUAUUAACUCUAGUGAUGUGAUUGUAAUUAAUGGUUCAAACUCAAUAAAAGCUUCCUGUGUUUCAAACUUACAA
Ricinus communis (castor bean) is the source of this 2394-nucleotide messenger RNA. RefSeq names its product DNA polymerase kappa. Gene Ontology annotation, molecular function: damaged DNA binding; DNA-directed DNA polymerase activity. The record is from RefSeq and is a predicted model, not a curated record. Gene Ontology annotation, biological process: error-prone translesion synthesis. Gene Ontology annotation, cellular component: nucleus. NCBI's taxonomy places the organism in Eukaryota, Viridiplantae, Streptophyta, Magnoliopsida, Malpighiales, Euphorbiaceae. The transcript is spliced from 13 exons. The coding region runs from base 76 to 2223 and encodes 715 amino acids.